GGUGGGACCUUGGGUAGAAGCUGGAACAGACCUAGAUCAAAACCAGAGAACAAAGAAAAAAAUUUUAGAAGGGAGAGAAUGGCGAAAGGUGCUGCUGUUCAACCCCUGCUGUCAUGGAUAAAAUGAGCUGGCACAAAGGGAAGAAGGAACUCACAGAAGAAAGCACAGGAGAUGGGAAGCACGGCCGAAAAAAGCGAGACCGGCUGUUUAAGAAGAGAUUUUCUCGACUGAGCCUCUUCUCUGAGUCUCCUAAGACUAAAUUCCCUCAGGGAAGAAGCCAGCUUUCUGAAGACAAGCGGAGGUGUUUACACAGGAAAGGUUCCAAGAGGCUGAAGCCAGCGCGGGAGGAAAUGUGUUCCCUGAGGCAGCCGCACUCCGGGAAGAUGUGUCCGAAAUGCGAGAUCCUCCUGUGCCGGAAAUGCGGCACCCUCCACUCGCAGAGCGGCUUCAUCGCCCACAGCCUGCUCGACCACUACGACACGGGAGGGGUCGCAGCCCUGCUCUGGUGACGGCUUUGGUGUGGGGGCCCUGCCAGUGCCUGACCACAUCCCAAAGGCCAGAGCUGGGAUCCAUCAGCGUGACUGGAUCCUGGGCCUGCGCAAGCUCUGCGCAGCCUCAGCCGCUCUGUAGUUCAGUCUGUAUGUAGCAGAUGCACUCAUUUAACCAGCAUAAACCUAGCAAACAAAGAUCUGUAACCUAAACAUUUCUCAGCUGUUAAGGACAGAGAAUUGUUUCAGAAAUAUUCUCCAGAGCUUUCCUUUUCCUCUCAAGGAAACAAAGAUUAUCCCAUUUGGCUGCAAAAGCAAGCGUGACUCUUACAUGCAGAGCCACUGGGUCUGCUUGCAAUGCCUUUGUUUGCUUCAGUGUUGUUUGUGGUCUGGAAUAUUAAACGUUUUAUUUUUAAAUUAACUAGCUCAGAGAUAUGACUUUAUGGGGGAGAGGGGCUUCUAAAAGCUGUCCUGGCCAUAAGGAUUGC
Messenger RNA from Corvus hawaiiensis (hawaiian crow), 976 nucleotides. RefSeq names its product chromosome 10 C17orf50 homolog (gene PGBDF). Lineage: Eukaryota; Metazoa; Chordata; Aves; Passeriformes; Corvidae. The transcript has 4 exons. The coding region runs from base 114 to 509 and encodes 131 amino acids. The record is from RefSeq and is a predicted model, not a curated record.